Messenger RNA from Xenia sp. Carnegie-2017, 966 nucleotides. Its product is annotated as ADP-ribosylation factor-like protein 6-interacting protein 4. The coding region runs from base 178 to 738 and encodes 186 amino acids. Lineage: Eukaryota; Metazoa; Cnidaria; Anthozoa; Malacalcyonacea; Xeniidae. The transcript has 4 exons. The record is from RefSeq and is a predicted model, not a curated record.
AGAAUUAUAACAUAACGACAUAAUAUCAUAAUGAAAAGUAUAAAUUCUUGUUCAUAGUGCAAGUCUUUACUUUUAGAAGUCGGAAUAUGGUCAUAUAGAGAGGCCAUAUAUUAUUCACAAAGAAGGAAUGACGGUUAUCAUUAAAUGUGAGCAGGGGGGAGGUUUGUCAGUAUAAAAAUGACUAAGAAACGAAAAAGAGAAGGUAAUAAGUCUGAUAGUUCAACUUCGACGCAAGAGAAACAGCACAAAAAGAAAAGGCGUAAGCACAAAAAAAAAGCCAAGAAAACUACGCAUAGCUCGCCGGUUGAGUCAAGUUUGUCAUUAUCGGAAAGCGAAAGAGAGCUAAGCAAGAGCAAACGACAUAAAAAGAAGAGAAAGAGGGAUCAAAAGGAUUUUGAUACCAAACAUGGACAGCGAAAAAAUGAAAAACAGGAUAAUGUUUUGACGGGGCCUUGUCCGUUGUCUGAAAUGAUGAUAUCCGGAGAUAACUAUGAAGACAGCAAAACAAAGAAAAGGCAUGCAAUGACUCCAAUGACCAAGGAAGAAUAUGAGAAAAAACAAAGUGAAGUUCGAAGAGUGUUUGAUCCAGAUUCAGGGAGAAACAGGCUAGUGAGAGGUGAUGGUGAAAUUAUUGAAGAAGUUGUGAGUUACGAAAGGCAUGUGGAAAUCAACAAGAUUGCAACCAAGGGUGAUGGUGCCUCAUUUCGAAAAUCUCUUGGUUUGGGUGAAUAUGAUUGAUCAUUGGUUGUCAAGACUAUUCAAUCAGUUUUUUCAUAUGCAAGCCAUGCAAAGUAAAUUGAUUGGUUCAUAUACACAACAAAUUGUGAUAGUUAUUGAUGAGAAUUCUUGAAAGAGCUAGAAUUGGAAUUCACCUUCUCUGCAAGAUUGCAAGUUAUCAUUACAUUAUCAUUACAUGAUGCAUGUAAAUAAAAAAGACAAAAUUAAAUGAUUUUGUAAGAUUGCAAA